Messenger RNA from Pleuronectes platessa (European plaice), 2121 nucleotides. RefSeq names its product fATP synthase c subunit lysine N-methyltransferase (gene atpsckmt). The coding region runs from base 172 to 858 and encodes 228 amino acids. The record is from RefSeq and is a predicted model, not a curated record. Gene Ontology annotation, biological process: peptidyl-lysine trimethylation; positive regulation of proton-transporting ATP synthase activity, rotational mechanism; regulation of mitochondrial ATP synthesis coupled proton transport. The transcript is spliced from 4 exons. Gene Ontology annotation, cellular component: mitochondrion. Gene Ontology annotation, molecular function: protein-lysine N-methyltransferase activity. NCBI's taxonomy places the organism in Eukaryota, Metazoa, Chordata, Actinopteri, Pleuronectiformes, Pleuronectidae.
UCUAACAGCGUUGCACAGGUCCUCCCUCGGUAAACAUAUGGAAGGACAUCGGGACAUUCAGUGCUGUUUGUUAUGAUGUGUCAACUGUCCCUCAGCGAACUUUAUCCGAGCACGAUGAGCGGCUGCAUUUAAUUUGUAUAGUGGGUCGUUUUGAUCGUGAAGAACAGCGCCAUGUCACAACAGGAGCUCUUUGUGGACUCGCCACCGGCGGGUCCCGGUGCGAGUGAAGCCGGAGGAGGAAGCAGGGGCAGAAGCCGCCUGGGUCUCGUCGUCACGGGGAUGCUGGGAGGUUCGCUGGUCGCCCUGUACGCGGUGGCAGCUCCGUUUGUGGCCCCGGCCCUGAGGAAGAUCUGCCUCCCGUUCGUCCCCGCGACCACAGCCCAGGUGGAGAAUGUCCUGCAGGCGCUGCGGGUCAGGUCAGGCUCUCUGGUGGACAUAGGGAGCGGAGAUGGACGGAUAGUGAUAGCAGCAGCCAAGCAUGGCUUUCGGGCAUCAGGCUUUGAGCUGAACCCCUGGCUGGUGUGGUAUUCCCGCUACAAGGCCUGGAGGGAGGGAGUCCACUCCUCCACCUCCUUCCAUAUCUCUGACUUGUGGAAGGUCAGUUUUGCUCAGUACUCCAAUGUUGUCAUUUUUGGAGUCCCUCAAAUGAUGGACCAGCUGGAGCUGAAGCUGGCAAGGGAGUUGCCGAGUUCAGCCAGGGUGGUGGCCUGCCGCUUCCCCUUCCCUACCUGGGUCCCUGAACAUACUGCAGGGGAGGGCAUAGACACUGUUUGGGUGUACAAUGCCAAGACGUUUAAAUCACAACUGCAACAAGGAUUGACAAGACAGACAAUGACAACAGCCCAGGAGGACACAUGAGACACAUGUGUCCUAAGUGCAAAGCAUUCGAUUUGCUGUGAGGUGUGAAUGGGAAUUGUCAUCAUUUGAACUGUUUUCAUGUUUUUACCUCUACAAAGGAGGUUUUAUUUUUGUCUGCUCUUGGAUACAGCUGAAAUGGUUGUAAAAUAUUGAAGCACUUAAAAAUAUCCCUUAAAUAAAUGUAUGUGUCUGCCUGCUAGUAUGAUUACACAAAAACUGCUGAAACAAUUUCCAUGAAAUUGUGUGUGUGUGUGUGGGGGGGGGAGGGGGAUGCAAAGAACCCAUUAAAUGUUUGACCUUUUAAUGUGUCAUGUUAGCUUCUUAUAAACCUGAAUUUCACAAAGACUACUUGAUGGAUUACCCUGAAACUUGGUGGAAGGACACAUUAUGAUUCAGUUAAGAAAGCGGUAAAUUUUGGUGUGGAUCUGGAUUAGCAGUAGGAUUUUCUUUUCAUACUGAUAGAUAGGGACUAGUUAGUUCUCAGACAAUAAUUCUUGGAUAUAUGACUUUGUACAAUUUGUAAUAUGAAUCGAGUAAUUUGAAUUCCAGAGAAUCAAAGUACAUAUUUUAUGAUGCAUUUUCUAACUCGGAAACCAGGCUCACCAGAGAGGCCUCUGGGUUUAUUCCAACUAUGCUACUCAAGCUCCUGAUUGUGGAACCUGUGUUCCAUGUUACAGUUUUUGUUCCAGGAGGUUUAUAAUGGGCUCCGAAUGUGACUCACUUCUCAGUCAUGUCGUCAACUGUGGCUUACAGGGAUAGUUCACAAAAAAAAUGGAAGUUCACUCAUUAUCUUCUCACCACUAUACUGACGAAAUGUUAGAUUCCACAAAACAGAUUUUCAGGGGUGAACAACGUUGACGACAAAUCCAAUACAAUCAAAGUAAAUGGUGACCAGUUUUAUUAUGGCACUCACAACCUGCUCAUAUUUAAUGUUUUAGAAAUCCUUGAGAUGUGACACAGUUCACGGUGACCCCCACUGUCUGUGUGUCAAGUGUUGCCAGAUACAUGGAUUUACAUCGUCUGUUACCUCAUUCCUACUUGAUAUAUACUUGCUUGCAUCAGAAGGCAAAGUAAAAAUGUCAUUGUAAAGGACUGCAUAUAUAAAACACUUUGAACUUUGAUAUUAUUGCGGGUAAAGUGUCCUGUUUGAACCUGAAUGACAAGUCAUGAGAAAAUAUGUUUUAUGAUUCACUUUAUAACUCUUCUAUUUAUUCCACAGGCAAACGAUAAAGAAAAUAAAUAAAUAAAGUAAAUCCUACUUAA